AUGCUCUGGACCCUUCAAUGUGGGGUUCUUCAGGGUUUGAUUUUAUCCCCCAUACUGUUUAACAUCUACAUGAAACCGCUGAGUGGGAUCAUCCAGAGUUUUGGAGUAAGUUGUCAGCAAUAUGCUAAUGACACACAGCUCUACUUUUCUUCUACAUUUGCAGGUGUGGCCAUGUAUGUAUUGGACUGUUGUCUUGCCUUGGUAAUGGACUGGAUAAGAGCCAAUAAACGGAAGCUCAAUCCAGAUAAGACUGAGGCACUGCUAGUGGGUUUGUUCCCUAGACCAGAUGAAUCGGAGGUUGCCUGCUCUUGA
This is a messenger RNA of Podarcis lilfordi (Lilford's wall lizard), 312 nucleotides long. The record is from the annotation of a GenBank genome assembly. Lineage: Eukaryota; Metazoa; Chordata; Lepidosauria; Squamata; Lacertidae.